AUGAACUGUUUGAUAAAUGACAAUGUUCAACUGCUUGAUUUGCCUGAUGAGUUAAUUUUAAUGAUUAUGAAUACAGUCAAACCUAACGUGUUAUUGCUUUGUUCUAUUAUUGCUAUUGGUAAUAAUCGUUUGGAACAACUUGCACUUGAUAAAUGUCAUUCAAUCGAUUUUACUAUUGAUUAUUCUCAAUCAUCGUAUGAAUCACUCAUGACACGGUUUUAUUCACAUAUUAUGUACCGUAUUAUCAAUAAUAUUCAAUCAUUGACACUCAAUAUUCGACAAAUUCCCGAUAUUGUCACUUAUGUUGAAAAAACUCUAAUGGAAUUCUUCCAAAUUUGA
Molecule: messenger RNA, 339 nt
Organism: Rotaria sp. Silwood1
Lineage: Eukaryota; Metazoa; Rotifera; Eurotatoria; Philodinida; Philodinidae
Source: the annotation of a GenBank genome assembly